Odobenus rosmarus divergens (Pacific walrus) is the source of this 1684-nucleotide messenger RNA. RefSeq lists its product as uncharacterized. The record is from RefSeq and is a predicted model, not a curated record. The coding region runs from base 919 to 1641 and encodes 240 amino acids. NCBI's taxonomy places the organism in Eukaryota, Metazoa, Chordata, Mammalia, Carnivora, Odobenidae. The transcript has a single exon.
GACUAAAAGCCUCCCAGCCCAGUUCUCAUGGUCGGGACACUUUUGCUCCGGAACUCUCAGUGGUUCUGCAUGUGAUCAUAGAGAUUGGCUCUGCUCUCUGCCCUGCUAAGGACGCAGGCUCCCUAGUCCAGGCUUGCAGUUUACCUGCCAUUUAGGCAAAGGCAAGAGGGAGGAAGUGCCCUCCCCAGCAUGCAGAAGCGAAUCCAUCUGGCCUAAGUGCAUGCUGGGAGCUGUAAUUGGUCUGUGGGUAAACUUAUCCCAGCCUUGCUUCCUGAGUCCUGGUGAUAAACUCCCCCGGUCCUCUAAUUUGUUCUGUUGUUAGCUAUUUUUUUUCUCAACACUUUUGACUUAGGGGUUCAGUUCUGGGUUCUGGAGUGGGUCUCAGUGAGGUGCAUCUCAGCUCAUGAGAGGACAGGAUAUUAGGUCCCUGGACUUCUCUGUAUGCCACCACCUGCUGCUUGGUGGAGGUAACGGGACUCAUGUUCUCUUCCUAGUCGGCAGCUUCCCUUUGCUCCCUGACCUCUUGUUCCAGGCCAGUUUUUCCCUGGCUUCUUGAGAAGGGCAGGGCCCAGAGGAGAAAGGCCUUUAAACUGUCCCCCAGUGCCUGCCCAGCUCAGUGUGCAUCUUCCUGCUUCCAUGUCUCUUUGGCCUCAGCUGUCCCCCUUGCCAGGUGUCCGAGCCCUUUCUACACCAAAGCAAAGAAUGGCCUCAGGAGGGAGUGAAGAGGGUGCCAUCUGUGGCUAAGGGGCAGUUCUGCGCUACUGGACACUUCAAGAUUCUGUCACCCUGCGAUUGGUCAAUCAGCCUUGGAGAGAAACAAUCUUGAAGGUUUGAAAAACAACCAAAGAAAGGGAGCGAGGACUAUGGCCGCGUGCCCUCUGCUUGCCCAGCUCCCGCUGCCCAGGAGGCAGAGCAGACAUGUGCAGUCCUCUUGACAGCUGGGCCAAGCUGGUCCCUUUGCAUUCCAGCCCCCAGGAGCCAGUUUGUGCUGGGGUUCCCUCCAGCUGCCAGCAAGCGUCUCUGGGAGCUGGAUAUGCAUGCCCUGUGGACAAAGACACAGCUCUUAGCCCUGACAAUCUCAUUUGGCCACCCUGGAAUCUGGCCUGGCGGGACCAUGUUUGUGACAGUGCCUGCACCCAGACUGCAGGAGCAGCAGGGCUCCCAGAGGCCAGAGGGGACCCAGGUGUGUCUAGCUCUCCAAAGACCUCUCUACACAGACCUGUUGGUAAAGCUUCCCACGUGGGCGUUGAGAGAGCCCAAGCAGUCUUAGAGGAAGCUGCUUGCUUCCCCCAGCCAAGUACAUCUGCACAUUGCCCUCAUCCAGACCAGCUCUCUGAUGAGAAGGAAAUUGGGUCCAGCGUACCAGGGGGCUGGUCCCAGUCCUGGCAGGCAAGAAUGUGGGGCAUCCUUUCUUGGCAUGUCUCCAUUCUCCUUGAAGUCUGUACUCAGGUUGCCUUGAAUGUGGACUUGGGGAGAGCUGGGGGCCCAAAUUGCCAGGGCGGGCUUCUGGGCGGCACUCACGGGACAGCCCAGCCCUCUGCCAGCCCCAGGCCCGGUCCCCGUGUCAGGGAGGCGAGGCCCGGCUGGGAGAGUGCUGCUGCCCGUGCUGCUCUUCCAACGCACUGUAGGGCUUGUAUGUAAUGUAUUUAAGUCAAAGCAAAUGUAUGAACAAGUCCAAAUCUGA